This is a messenger RNA of Oryzias melastigma (Indian medaka), 9273 nucleotides long. RefSeq names its product solute carrier family 6 member 5 (gene slc6a5). The record is from RefSeq and is a predicted model, not a curated record. Lineage: Eukaryota; Metazoa; Chordata; Actinopteri; Beloniformes; Adrianichthyidae. Bases 2709 to 5012 code for a protein of 767 amino acids. Gene Ontology annotation, molecular function: glycine:sodium symporter activity. The transcript has 16 exons. Gene Ontology annotation, biological process: sodium ion transmembrane transport; synaptic transmission, glycinergic; glycine import across plasma membrane. Gene Ontology annotation, cellular component: membrane.
CCAAAAAUAGCCUUAAGUGUUUUAUGAAAGGUUUUUCUCAACAAUAACUUUUCAAAUGUCAUGAAACAAAAAAAAGGUUUUUGCCUUCUCACCUCCUAUUCUGCCUGACACCUCUGACAGCAGAGGUUUCUCCCAUCCGUAGGGAUCUGACGACAACACAAAAGUGAAUUUUCGCUUUAAAAAGGCUGACUGAAGCCUCUCACUGAGCAGCUCUGCUUACAGUUAAAGAUUUUUUUUUUCCAUCUUGUCAGUCUGAGAUGAUGAAUACUGAACUCAGUUUGGAUUUGUGUGCAGAAGGAGCAAACCGGGAUGCUUAUCACUCACUUGUGGUGUAUUCAUGUGUUUAUGCUAAAUUGUGGGUUCUGUGUGCAGCUGUAAAAUCAUUCAUCAUAAAUAAGUGCAACUUUUUUGCAUAUUUCUGCAGCAAUCGGUUAAUAUUUUAUUCCAUUUUUAUUCAGCAUGCAUUUACCAGUAAAAAAAGUUUCUAAUUCAACAUAUUUUGCACUUAAAAACAUUUUUACUUUUAAAUUUGUAAUUUUGUUGAGCUUUAAAACCUCCAACAUCCACAUAGGUGAGCUCAAAUAGUGCAUAAAGAGUAUCCUGAUUAAAAGAUAAUAAUUGCAUCAAAAUGAUCCUUUCAUUAAUGUGGACAAACAUUCAUUUUAUUUUGACUUGUUUUAAAUUAUAAGCCAAAUAUAAAGAAAUGAUGAAUGAGUUGAUGGAGGCUUGUCAAGUGAAGGCCUCAUGAUUCAGGGCCCAUGCUGGUGGGGAGGGUCGUGGGUCUGGAUGACCCCCUCUGUUAAAUCACAGCUUUCCAGGAGCUGGGGAAUGGAUGGAUCUUCUUAUCACUAAGGCGACAGGGCGGAGCAGUGAUCCAUUAAUUACACCAGCAGCUCCUGUAAUUAACCAGAACAGAGAGAAGCCGUUCCAGUGGGCUGGAACUGACCCGUUUGAUGGAAGUUCAGAGGGAGAAAUGUAAAAAAAAAAAUCCCCAAAAUGCUGUUUGAACAUGUCAUCUCUUUCUUCAAAUUAACUUAAAAUCGUAUAAACUGCUUUUAAAAAUGAUAAGCGCUAGUUGUCAGUGCGCGUGCGCAAAAAAAAAAAAAAAAAAAAGAAAGAAAAGAUCAAUUACAAUUACUCUCCGUUGACAAUGUAAUUAAAUCCCGCCGCGUUUGCGCCUUAUCUGGAAGGAGUGGUUUCCAGGCGGAAGGAGCGCGCGGCGCGCGCGGACGGCGGAGGGCCUCUUCCGCGCGUCCCCACUGGAGGAGAAAGCCUCCAAGCUCCAGCUGUCGGGAGGUGAGCGCCAAGACUGUUCAGACCUGCAGUGGAGACGUAACUGUGACGUGCUGUGGAAAAACACCAGUGUGGAUGAUCAUUUUAUUUUCUCCCUUUUUGCUGCAAUCAUUUGUCUUAAGUUGAUAAUAAAUGUUUAGUAAUUUAAAAUGUCUGUUGAGUUCAUCAAAUCUGGAUCCUGUGGCCAGAAAUGUUUUACUUUAUGCAAAGAUUGGAUUAAAAUGUGUACUUUAUGUGAAGGUAGUUGACUAAGGUUUUUCUUUUUAUUUGGAAACAAGCGUGUAUAAAUGUUAUUUGUGUUUGAUGAAUUUUAUUAUUUAGUUUUAGGAUACGUUUUUUGUCGCGUGUAUUAAAACAUAAAUCUUUGUUGCGCAUUUUUCCUUUUAAGCUCCGUUUGAUUUUCUGCUGCUAGAAGGCCCAAACUCAAGUUCCCAUUUUUCCUUUAAAGACAUUUAUUGGAAAAAUGUUUAGUCACAGCAACUCCUCAUUGCUUCCAUGUGCAUUUUUGGUGUAAACUGAGAGUGGGUAAAUGGGAGCCUAUGCGCAAUGCAGUGUUUUAAGUGUGGAACCCACUCCCCCUCCUCCCAGCUUCCAGUGCAAGCUCCAGUGGUCUGUUCUGGCUGUUCCUUAAAAGCUGUAAAAAAAAAAAAAAAAACUUCUUGCGUAAUACUAACAAAUGAGUAGCUUUCCAAACUCCCUUUUGAUCAAUGCAGCUAUUGGUGACGCGCGUAAAGCGUGCGUAAAACGCCUGAAGCGGAAAUACUAUUUUUAGUUCGCCCUCUUCAAAAGGUUAUUUCGCGCAACUUUGGAGUAAACUUUUUAGAAACCCGUUUAGAAUUAUUUAUGGAAACAUGUUCAUUAUAUGAAGCAAUAGUUUAGACUUUGGAUCAGGCGUCAGUUUAGUUUCUGCAUCAUUAAGCCACAUUGUGAAGUUAAGAAUGAAACUGUAACUUCUGUGUUUUGCUCAGAAACAACCCAAACCAGGAACACUUUGUCCCGAGCGCGCGGGCUUUGCGUGAUCAAGCUCACGUGUUCAUGUCUGUGUGUGAGACUUCUUCUACACAUCCCUAAAGACGAGUGUAUUAAUCAGCUUUGGAAAUGUCCAUCCAGCGCUCACGCAAGCAACGUGCGUAAUAGGAACGAUUCGCGCACGAGUAAGACGCGCAUCAGUCGUCUUUUUUUGGUUCCACUAGCCCCUUUAAAAAAAAAAAACGAAUCCAAGGCCGUUGAUUUAUCAAACUCCUAUUAUCAAGAAAAUGUCACGCGAAGGGCACCUUGCUGUCCUGCACUGACGCAAAACUCCAGCCUUUCUCUCGGAGCGACGGAAAAGCGAAGCACUCGCAGUUUGAAUCAGUCCGCCUCCAGUCUGCUCUUUUUACAGCUGUUUCCAAGCCUGACGCCGGAGCUCGACAAAAAUGGAUUGCUCUGAGCAAAGAGAAAUGAGCACGCACGCUCCCGCCGGCUUCAUCCCGGCACAGCAGCAGCCGGACGGAGCCGCUGGAAUCCCAAACAACAAGCCGGACAACGCGGCCGCGUGCGCCCCGCACCAGCAGCCGCCUCCCUGCAACGAGAGCAAAACUUUUUACCCCGCGGAGAAUAAACCGGGAGAGCUGGACACCAAUAAAGCAUAUGGGACGUUCAAAAGCGCCCCCCCGCCGCCGGUGCCGGGAUCAGCGGCGGUGAACUCGGAUUUUAGGAAGGAUUCGGUCGGUUCGGCCCGCGGCGACCCGCUCCGGGCAACCGCGGAGCAGAACAACACGGUGGGCAACUGGACGGCGAUGAGCCAGACCACCAUCAUACUGGGAGCAGAUGGGAACACGUCUGUUCAGCCGGGAGCCGUGACGGGGGGGGAGGAUGAUGACGAGGACGGAGAUGAGAAUAAGGCCAGAGGAAACUGGUCAAACAAACUGGACUUUAUUCUGUCCAUGGUUGGUUAUGCGGUUGGACUGGGGAACGUGUGGAGGUUUCCUUAUCUCGCCUUCCAAAACGGUGGAGGAGCGUUUCUCAUCCCCUACCUGACGAUGCUGGGCAUUGCAGGAAUCCCGAUCUUCCUGCUGGAAGUUUCUUUGGGUCAGUUUGCCAGCCAGGGGCCCGUGUCUGUCUGGAAAUGCAUUCCAGCCCUGCAAGGUUGCGGGAUUGCCAUGUUGAUAAUAUCUGUCUUGAUAGCCAUAUACUAUAAUAUUAUAAUGUGCUGGACACUGUACUACCUGUUCGCUUCGUUGAAGGGCUCACUGCCAUGGGCUAACUGUAGGAAUGAGUGGAACACGGUGGAAUGUAAGGACAAAGACAUGCUGCUGUUAGACUCGUGCAUCCUGCGCGACAGAAACACCAUUUCAGUCAAGAACUCCAGCUUCUGUCUGUCUGCAAACGCCGUGGGGAACCUGACCAAACUGUUGAACAUGAGCAUGGACGCCAACAAAACCUACGUCAGCCCCAGUGAGGAGUACUUUAAGUACAAUGUUUUGCACAUUUCCAAAGGGAUUGAAUAUCCAGGAGACAUCCGCUGGCCUCUGGCCGGCUGCCUGUUUUUGGCCUGGCUCAUUGUCUAUGCUUCUCUAGCCAAAGGAAUCAAGUCGUCAGGAAAGGUAGUGUAUUUCACAGCAACAUUUCCCUACGUGGUGCUGAUCAUCCUCCUGAUCAGAGGAGUGACCCUCCCCGGCGCCGGGGACGGCAUCCUUUACUUCAUCACGCCUAAAUGGGAGAAACUGAACGAUGCAAAGGUAUGGAAAGACGCAGCGACUCAGAUAUUUUUCUCUCUGUCAGCUGCGUGGGGAGGUUUGAUCACGCUCUCCUCCUACAAUAAGUUCCACAAUAACUGCUACAGGGACACCAUUAUAGUGACGUGCACAAACAGCGCCACGAGUAUAUUUGCUGGCUUUGUCAUCUUCUCUGUCAUCGGUUUCAUGGCUCAUGAGCUGAAGGUGCCAAUAGAGAAGGUGGCAGACGAGGGUCCAGGCAUAGCAUUUGUUGUGUAUCCCGAGGCUCUGACCAGACUCCCCCUGUCUCCUUUCUGGGCAAUCAUCUUCUUCCUGAUGCUUCUGACUCUUGGACUGGAUACCAUGUUUGCCACCAUUGAGACCAUUGUAACGUCUGUGUCGGAUGAGUUCCCCAAGUACUUGAGGAAACACAAACCGGUCUUCACACUGGUCUGCUGCGCCUCCUUUUUCAUCCUGGGUUUUCCUAUGAUCACAGAGAAUGGGAUGUACAUGCUGCAGCUGGUGGACACGUUUGCUGCCUCCUAUUCUUUGGUCAUCAUUGCUAUCUUUGAGCUUUUGGGGAUUUCUUAUCUCUAUGGUCUGCAGAGGUUUUGUGCGGACAUCGAAAUGAUGAUUGGUUUUCAGCCCAACCGAUUCUGGAGAAUCUGCUGGGCCUUUGUGACUCCAACCAUUCUGACGGGCAUCCUGGGACUCAGUCUGUAUCAGUGGAAGGUCAUGACUUAUGAAGACUACACCUACCCCACCUGGUCCAUGAUCCUGGGGUGGCUGAUGGUCAUCUGCUCUGUGAUCUGGAUCCCCAUCAUGUUCCUCAUCAAGAUGUACCUGGCACCAGGCUCCGUAAGCGAGCGCUUGAAGUUGGUCUGUUCCCCUCAGCCUGAUUGGGGUCCUUUCUUGAUGAAGCACAGAGGGGAUCGCUACAAGAACAUGAUCGAUCCUCUUGGAACCAACUCUCUGGGUCUCAAGCUGCCCCCAAAGGACUUCCAUCUUGGUUCCUACCAGUAGCAGCCAUCCUGCCAGCAUCUUAAUCACCACGUCUGACCAAUUCAGUUGCCACUUGGAGGAGGUGGAUGCCUUUGUCCACUCCUUUUCUCCGUUGUCUCGUUUGUACUCCACACUGUUUGCUUCUUGUCUUCUGCUGUUUCUUACAAAUGUGGACACGGGAUUCCUCUCCGUUCCCUUUACUUUUUGUGCAAUUGCCUGUCUUCUCUCAGGGAGGAGCGGCUGACCAAGUGAAGCCUGCCUCUCUGCUGCUGCUGCUUCGUACUCAGUUAAUAGGCUUUCUUUGCCUCCCACAUAUGUCCACUGAUUACUCCAGAAUCCUUCCCGGAGAACCUUAUUCCGAAAGAAAAAUUGUGUCAUAAAAUGACACAGCUCAGACUGCACUUGCAAUAUUAGACUCACUAUAGCUGCUCCCAGUAGAGUUGUGUGUGUUUCUGUGCGUGUGUGUGUGUGUGCAUUGCAUUAUAUUUGUGUGUAGACAUAAUGAAAUGUGUUGGAGUAAGCAGGAAGGAAGAAAAAAAAGAAAAAUGCUUUAAGACAUUGUUGGAAAUCAGUGUUUGAGAAAAAAUAUCAAUUAUAUAAAUAAUCCUAGAAAAAGUUUGCUUUAUUAUAAGAUGCUGUUUCUAUCUUGCAGUACAGUCAUAUCAGCUGCUACUCUUGCUUUGUUGAAAACAGAUUACAAGAUCUGCGAUUUGUGCCUCCAACGUCCCAGUAUUUAGAUGCAUUUAGACGUCCUCUUUCACAAGACUUCCUUUAACCUCUGAAGACUUGGGGACAAUGUGCAAUACCCGCUCCACCCAAGUAUUAACUUGCGUUACUGUUGUAUUAUCUAAUAUGUAGAGUUCAGUCUUUUUAGCGUAGCUAGCCCCGCCACUUCAGGUCUCAGAAUUAACCCUGUAGUUACUCUCUGUGCACUUACUUUGGAUGCAUAGUUCUAGCUGUUGGUGUUGUGAUCUUCUAAGGCCAUCUGUGACUUGCAUUGUACGUCAUCUUAGAGUAACAUAAAAUAUUUAACUGUGUACUAAUUCUUUCAACACAGAAGAAAGUGUUUAUAUGUAACUUAUUUAUCAAAAUGAAGCUUUCCUUGCUACCCAAUAUUUUAUCAAAUGCACUCUGUGUGAACAGAAGACGUCUGUGUUGUUGCGCCCUCAUAGUGGCCACGUGUGAGCAGAUGAAGAUUAGAUGACUCCCUUCUCUGCCGAAAAGUGUGCUUUGUCUCUUGUAGCUUGUGGUAGAGCUCUGGGCACUGCUUUGUCCCGUCAUCGUCAUCUCUCCUGCUUCUCCGUGUGUCCUCCUGGAAACAGGGUCUCAGGUAUACUCUGUCGGACUACUGAGGUAGUUGCAAGAACAGCAGCGUCCGCUGCACAGAGACCUUAACAGUGCCGCCGGCCUUUCAAGCUAAAUGACAACAAAAGCUGUGGUAAAAGUGUCGCAGAGGAGAACAAUGUUCUUGCUGAGGACUCAAGGCUUAAGUGCUUAGUUUUAACUUUCUUUGACUUACAAAGGAGUAAGCCAAAAGGAUGAUGUGAAAGGUAACACUAGGUUCACACUGGACGCGAAAGUGGCGUGGGGCGGAGUGCGCGCGGCAUCCGCGUUUUCGUGCGAUUCAAACCAGAUGCACAUUUUUUUCCGUGACUUCAGCUUUUUUUUUUUUUUGCCAUCAUGGGUAAAUUCAUAACCCAAAAAUAUUGCCCCAUAUUUCUUUAAUUUAUCUGUUGAGACACACAGAGAGAAGUGUUUGUGUCUGUCUGCCAGUCUGCGUUUUUUGUUUUUCUUUUUUUUGUGUGUGUGUGUUGUGAUUGUAUGUUUGUUUUCAUCUCUACAGUCUGUUUAGAUACAAAAACAUGAUCGCAUUUGUUAAUCGUGGCGCUUUAUUUUGAAAACUCGGUUAUACUUUGAAAAUAAACCAGAUUUUCUCAUGUAUCUUGAUGUAACUUCUUGGCAGAAUUGACGCGGAUCGCUUGCAUCUCGCGCACAAAUUAUAGACCAGAUGCUGAAACUCUCCGCUGCAUGGCGCGAGCCUUCCGCGGACGGAACCUAUGGUGAGGUUCGGCGGAGGACUGCGGCACUCCGCUGAACCUCACCAUAGGUUAACAAGGGCACCGAAUGGAACCUUCACUCAUCAAAGAAGGUUUUCUUUGGUGAAUCGAGAAACACAAACUUAAAACAACGUUCCGUGGUGCUUCCGCUUCCAGUGUCAACCAGGCGUAAUGGAGAAUAAGUUGAAUUUUGCAACUUUCUUUUUUGGCAAUGUACUUCAUUUGCACAGAAGGUACAUUUUUUUCUCUGUCCGUCUGCUCUCUUCUGUCCACCAGAACCAGGCAUUUAACUGUAAUUUAGUGAACAGCUUCCUUCUGAGUCAUGACUCAAUCUUCUGAGGUUGUAAAAGUCAUCUGCUGUUUCUUGCGCCGGCACAGCCCUGCUGGUGGUCAGCUUUGUCACUAAAGAAGAGUCAUACCCAGCCAUCAAAUUUUACUUUUAAAUCCUAUUAUCUUCAACUUAACAGCAGGCUUCUUCUCUGAAAGCCUUUAGUCUUUUGCACUCAUUGACAACUUCCAUCUGUAUUUUAUCAAGGUCCCGAUUGGCCUGAUUAUGCUUUUAACUCAGCAGGUGUUAAAUCACGGAGUGUUUUUAUUGUAACAGCUGAUAGAAGUUCAAGGAUCUCUCUCUCUAAGCCAUGUCUUUUGACAACCUUUGCCUGAAGAUAGCACAGGUCUGAUUUAGGUGUUGGGUUGUUUGAAAAUGACACAUAAUCAAUUUAUGAGCACAAAUAUCCUGAUGUUAAAUUGUUAAAUGCUUGCUGUGUUCCUUUAAAGAUGUUUAGCCGUAAUUGUUCAAUUGUGAUAAUUAUGUAUGUCUGUGUAUGCUUGUGUGCGCGUGAUUGUCUCUGUAGAGCUGAAUUCCAUUCAACCGUCAAUCAAACAUGUGCAUGGCCCAUCUCAGAGUAGAGUGUAGGAUGAAAUGGAAAGGAUCGUCCUUGUAUGUCUCAGUUAAACGCACCUUCGUCACCUCUGACGAUGGGAAGGUCGUCUUUGACAAGUCGAGAACUUAAAACAACGAUCCGCUCCAAAGCUAACAAAUAUUUUUACUCUGAGUGUAGUUUGUGGUUUUUUAAGCUUAAAAAUGAUGUAUUGUUCUUUAGUGGAACGCUAAAAAUGCUAAACGCCUUCACGCCCUUAAUAAUUUUAAAUAAUUUUAUUUAGGGGAACAGCUACAAAGCUGUGUGUUUCAUGGCACCGUGUUUCCUUAUUUAUCGGGAUUUCCCUUUUUUGGGCGUGAGAAAAAUCAAAGAAAUAAAUAGUUGAGUAAAUAAAAGCUCUAGGUUUAGUUAAGACCUUUCUGCUUCAUGAAAUGCACCAGAUGAAAAUGAAAAGCUUGCAUGUGCAAUUUGUGUUGCUGUCAGUCAGUGUCCAUAUAUAAAUCUAUUUUUUCUCUUGAUAGAAUAAGCUGGUGCAUGUUUACUUUAGAGAACGUUCCUAAAGUUGAGAAACAGAAGGUUGCUGUUGUCCAUUUGCACAAGAGGAAAAAGAAAAACAGUAAUUCUCUUGGCCUAAAAUUCACUUAUGGACAGUAACCAAAGAAAGAGUAUUUUAAAUGACCUUAUCGUAAUAAUAUAAACUAUAUAAAAAAAGGAAUGUGUCAUCAGCGUAGAGGAGGUUGAGAUACUGCCAUUCAUAUAAUAAGUGUUCGUCAGUGUUUGCCAAUACGUUACAAAACACCUUCAGGUAACCAUUGGCCUUAUAGAUGUCCUCUAAUGGUAGAAUAUUAUAUGUACUUCAAGAAUAACACCACAGCAUAGCUGUCUAUCUCAUGUAAAAAUAGUAUUCCUAUUGUUAUGUCUGUUGUGUCUUUUUGGCACCUUACUGUGGGACCUAUGAAUGCAUAGGAAAAAUUUCUAAUUACUUGAGUAAUGUCAUAUAUUUCUGUGUGUUUUACGUGAGGUACUGCUGCCUAUGGAUAUAGAUAUGUGCCUCCAACAGCCCAUGACAGUCAUCUGAUUAAAAAACAGAGUAGAUAUUAUGUUUCAAAUAUGUUUGAAAAUGUGUGAUGUGUAAAAAAAAAUAUAGAACAUAUGAAUAUAUCAUAAAUGUGAAAUGCAUUUAUUUAUUUUUCACAAUCAUCAAUCUUUGAGGCCCUACCUCAGUUUUCUAUUUAUCAAUAGAAAUGCAAUUGGAUUAUAGUAUAUUUGCCAAUAAUAAUAUAUAAUCGCUAUUCUAUCAUGAAAUGUAUAACAUAUGAAUCAAUAAAUAAAUGUUAUUGUUAA